AUUUUUGUUCGCUUCAGCUUUCUUUCAGCGGUGUUUAUAUCAAAACUUGCAAAAAAAAACUAGAAGUGAAACAAGCUUGAAGAUUUAACAAAAAUCGUUAUAAAUCGUUCAGUAAUAGUGGAGUAUUUAUCGAAUAUUUUCUUCUAGUUGUUGAAAACAUCAUUCAAAAUGAAAUUAGUGCGAUUUUUGAUGAAACUCAGCCACGAAACGGUCACAGUGGAACUUAAAAAUGGAACACAAGUGCACGGAACGAUUACUGGCGUGGACGUUGCGAUGAACACCCACCUCAAGGCAGUGAAGAUGACCAUCAAAAACCGAGACCCGGUCCAGCUGGAUUCGCUCAGUAUUCGGGGUAACAACAUCCGGUACUAUAUUUUGCCAGACAGUUUGCCACUGGAAACCCUGCUGAUCGACGAUGCUCCAAAGACGAGGGCCAAGAAACGGGAGGCUAAUCGCGGUGGACAACGAGGACGCGGCAGAGGAACGCGAGGUGGCCGCGGUGGUCCAAGAGGUGGACGUGGAGGCCCACGAGGUCGUGGUAGACGCUAAGAUCCGGUUUACACUUAAGCAUUCAAUAAUUGUCCCCAUCACUCCCUGCAUUAGAAUUAGGAGUUUUAGGUACACAAGAAUCCCAUUUCCCAUAGUUUUUCCCAGAAUUGAUUUCACAUAAAGUGAGUUGAAAUAAACACAAACAUAUGAAAAAUAUCACAA
Molecule: messenger RNA, 711 nt
Organism: Armigeres subalbatus
Lineage: Eukaryota; Metazoa; Arthropoda; Insecta; Diptera; Culicidae
Product: probable small nuclear ribonucleoprotein Sm D1
Exons: 3
Coding region: 169-549 (126 amino acids)
Biological process (GO): RNA processing; spliceosomal snRNP assembly
Cellular component (GO): U2 snRNP; pICln-Sm protein complex; SMN-Sm protein complex
Molecular function (GO): RNA binding
Source: RefSeq, a predicted model, not a curated record